AUGGGUUCCAUUCAAGAAUAUCCAACUAAGGUCGCCGUACCGAAAUACGAUAAAAUAACACAAUUUGCACUACACUCCGACGACCCAUCCCACCUCUUCGAUGUUCAUAAUCCCGCCACCGGAGAAGUGAUUACCACGAUACAAGGGUGUGGAGAAGCCGAAGUUGCAAAAGCUGUCGCGAUUGCACAAAGAGCUUACCAAGAGUGUUGGAAAUGGAAAAGUCCUAAGGAGAGAUCAGAGCUGCUGCUUCGAUGUGCCGACCAUCUAGCAGCUCAUUCCGAAGAACUAGCACUUCUGCUUUCUAUGGAAAAUGGAAAACCUGUCACCCAAGCACGGCAGGCAGAUGUCAGCUUUAUUGUAAAUGUUUACCGUUUCUUUGGCUCCCUUAUCGACAAACUACCUAGCGAGCUGUACGAUCAAGGCAGCAUAUACUCCUCCAUUGUCCACGAGCCAUAUGGAGUUGUGGCCGGAAUACUGCCGUUCAACUGGCCACCUAUUCACUGUGGAGGGAAAUCGGCCCCGGCUUUAGCAGCAGGGAAUACUAUUAUCCUAAAGCCUGGGGAGCAGGCUCCAUUAACCGUUAUGCGAAUUAUCGAACUGGUCUCGGAGAUCUUGCCAAAGGGCGUCAUUCAGGGAAUACCAGCUGUGGGAACUAUAGUACCCGCUGCCCUAGUCUCCAAUCCAGACGUUAAAAAGGUGUCAUUUACCGGAUCUACUCGAGGCGGAGCAGCUAUCAGCAAACUCGCCGCGGAUAAUAUAACUCACUUAUCGUUAGAACUCGGAGGAAAGAAUUCAUUAAUCAUUUUUGAGGAUGCUGAUAUCGAUUUAGCUGUUAGAUCUGCUAUGGAUGGCGGCUAUUUCAACCAAGGAGAAGCAUGCACGGCGGCCUCGAGAGUCAUUGUACAUCGCACAGUUCAUGAUGAGGUGGUGUCAAAGAUGGCGGCAGCGGUUAGACGACUCAAGGUGGGAAAUGGUGUGUUUGAGGAGACACACGUUGGACCGUUGAUCACAAAAGCGCACCAGGAAAAAGUGCAAUCCUUCAUCGAGCUGGGCCUCUCCGAGGGCGCUAUAAUUGAAGCGCAAGCACCUCUCCCUAAGGAUUCUUCCCUCAGUCACGGGUUCUUCGUUGCCCCGACCCUUUUCUCCAACGUCAAAAGGGACAUGAGGAUUGCAAGAGAGGAGAUGUUCGGCCCCAUAGUCACGGUAAAUUCGUUCGAGACUUACGAGGAAGCCAUAUCCAUUGCGAACGAUACGGAGUAUGGUUUGGUCACUGCAAUCUUUAGCAAAGACACCACAAAGGCAUUGAGAGCUGCCAGAGAGAUCGACGUUGGGAUGGCAUUCAUCAACAACUAUACUCGCAUGGCGCUUGGUACUCCAUUUGGGGGAGCAAAACACAGUGGCUAUGGACGAGAACACUGUAUUGAGACGCUCCGAGAGUAUAGCCGGCCUAAGAGUAUUCGGAUCCCAUCAGGACGAGGACCCAUUCCAGCUUGGCAGAAAGUGAAGGACCUCUUUGAUUAUACUGACCAUGGUAAUCCUGCUAUGGCCCAGUGA
Messenger RNA from Exophiala aquamarina CBS 119918, 1554 nucleotides. RefSeq lists its product as uncharacterized. The coding region runs from base 1 to 1554 and encodes 517 amino acids. Gene Ontology annotation, molecular function: oxidoreductase activity, acting on the aldehyde or oxo group of donors, NAD or NADP as acceptor. Lineage: Eukaryota; Fungi; Ascomycota; Eurotiomycetes; Chaetothyriales; Herpotrichiellaceae. The transcript has a single exon. The record is from RefSeq and is a predicted model, not a curated record.